This is a messenger RNA of Antechinus flavipes (yellow-footed antechinus), 3785 nucleotides long. It is a transcript of the gene TKFC, whose product is annotated as triokinase and FMN cyclase. NCBI's taxonomy places the organism in Eukaryota, Metazoa, Chordata, Mammalia, Dasyuromorphia, Dasyuridae. Bases 1500 to 3236 code for a protein of 578 amino acids. Gene Ontology annotation, biological process: glycerol catabolic process. The record is from RefSeq and is a predicted model, not a curated record. Gene Ontology annotation, molecular function: glycerone kinase activity; ATP binding. Gene Ontology annotation, cellular component: cytosol. The transcript has 19 exons.
GUGGGGGGGAAAGGGGGAGAAGGAGAGAGCGCUAACGCCAGUUGCCCCUAAGCCCCCCUUCCGUACAACGCGCGCCCGCCCCCUGCGCCGAAGUCCCCCAAUCCAGAGCGGCGGCCUCCCGCGCCCCGCCCCCAGUGAGAGCCCGGCUCCGCCUUCGGCGGCUGCGGCCCUGCUGCUUCGCUUCCUCCCGCCCGGGGGCCGCCUAUCGCGGGGGGCCCCGGUCCGCUCUCCGGGCGGCGGCCCUUCUCCUUCCCCGCCUUGCACCCGGUGACCUUGGGGAAGCCUUGGGGAAGCCGGGUAACAGGCCCGUUGUACCCGUGUCCUCUGUACAAUCCCCGGGGAUCGCGCCGCCCCUUUGGGGGCCGAAGCUGACGCGGGCCGGGCCGCCCCGCACCUCGGGGGCUCACAGCCCACGGCACCAAGUUGUUGUUGUUUUUUUUUUAAUAGCUUUUCAUUUUUCAAAAUACAUGCAAGGACAGUUCUCGGCAUUUCCGACAAAACCUCGUGUCCAGAUUUUCUCCCUCCUCCCCGCCCUCUGCUGGACGGCAAGGAAUCCGGCAUGGGCCAAACAUGGGCAGUUCUACCCAUAUGGCCCCGAUCCUGCUGCACACCCAAAACAUCCGAUCAAAAGGAAAUAAAGUGAGAAAAAACGAGCAAACAACCAAAAAGGUGAAAACGCGGCACCGCUGCUCGCGCAGCCCCGCGGUCACCGGGCAUCCGGGGCCUCUUCCUGCGCAUGCACUUUAGAUGCGUUAAUUAGCCCAUUACAUUUAAGCCGUGACCCUGACACUUGUUAAGCACCUGCUGAGUACCGGGUCAGGGCGGGACUCGGAGAAGGAGCAGAGAGAAGCCUUAGAUAAGACAAACCGCCGCCUUUGGCGCUGCGGAGCCGGUGCCUUUGUUGAGGUUCCGAAGGAGACACCAAAAGACGGGGUCGCAGACCCGGCGUCUCGAGGUGUCGCAGAAGGAUUUUCAGGACUGAGCUGAUGUCCCCGGCGAGGGACAAAGUUCAUUGUCAUUGGAACGCUCAAUAGGCCCCCCUGCCCGGACUUAGGAGGGUUUGCCCUUGAGGGCCCCCAUAGACCCCCACCCACCCUGUAACCAGGACCAGCCUAGCAAAGAAACCGGCACGUGCCCCACCGGACAGCUGGGGAAGAAAAGCCCGAUUUUAGUCCCCCAGAAACUAUCAUUUAAGCGUCUAACUCCGAGCAUCUCUGGCUCUGCUGUCCAGCCUGGCGUUGUGCCCCCUGGCCUCUGACCCCAGCGACCCACAGUAACACUGCCGGGGGUUAGCCCAAAGGGGUUAAAUGGCCUGUUCUGAGUCUCGCAGCCAGUAGUGACAGGAAGGACUCGAACCCAAGGCCCUGACUGCGCCGUGCACCGCUGCCGGGUCCAAGAGCAGCCUCCGGAGCCUAACAACCGGGCUGGAGUGGCCGAACAGCCCCUGAGCCACCCGUGGUUCCCUGAACUGACAGGAGCCUCCUGGAAACCUUGCAGCCAUGAGCUCCAAGAAGCUGGUGAACUCGGUGACGGGCUGUGCGGACGACGCCCUGGCCGGCCUGGUGGCCUGUAACCCUGGGCUCCAGCUCCUGCAGGGGCACCGCGUGGCCCUGCGCGCUGAUCUGGAGAGCCUGAAGGGCCGGGUGGCCCUGCUGUCGGGCGGGGGCUCCGGCCACGAGCCUGCCCAUGCCGGUUUCAUAGGCAAAGGGAUGCUCACCGGGGUCAUUGCCGGGGCCGUGUUCGCUUCCCCCGCGGUGGGCAGCAUCCUGGCCGCCAUCCGGGCGGUGGCGCAGGCGGGCACAGCGGGAACGCUGCUCAUCGUGAAGAAUUACACCGGGGACCGGCUCAACUUCGGGCUGGCCCGGGAGCAGGCGCGCGCCGAGGGCCUCCCCGUGGAGAUGGUCGUCAUCGGCGACGACAGCGCCUUCACCAGCCUGAAGAAGACGGGCAGGCGGGGGCUCUGCGGCACCGUGCUGAUCCACAAGGUGGCCGGGGCGCUGGCCGAGGCGGGGGUGGGGCUCGAGGAGAUCGUUCAGAGAGUGAAUGCAGCCGCCGCCGCCAUGGGCACCCUGGGCGCGAGCUUGUCCUCCUGCAGCGUGCCGGGCUCCAGGCCCACCUUCCAGCUGCCCGCCGACGAGAUGGAGCUGGGCUUGGGGAUCCACGGCGAGGCUGGCGUGCGGCGGCUGAAGAUGGCCACGGCCGACGAGGUGGUGAAGACCAUGCUCGACCACAUGACGAACCCCUCCAGCGAGUCCCACGUGCCGGUCAGGGCCGGCUCUUCAGUGGUGCUGGUCAUCAAUAACCUGGGGGGCCUGUCCUUCCUGGAGCUGGGCAUCAUGGCGGACGCGGCCGUGCGCAGCCUCGAGGCCCGAGGGGUGAAGAUUGCCCGCGCCUUGGUGGGCACCUUCAUGUCGGCCCUGGAAAUGGCUGGCAUCUCUCUGACCCUCCUGCUGGCGGACGAUGCCCUCCUCAAACUGAUCGAUGCCGACACCACGGCCUCCGCCUGGCCCCGUGUAGCCAGCGUCGCUGUGACAGGCCGCGCCCGGAGCCGGGCGGCCCCCGCGGAGCAGCCGGGGGGCGCCGAGCCGAUCGCCAAGGGAGGUGCCGCCUCCCAGAGGGCGGCUCUCAUCCUGCAGCGGGUGUGCAGCACCCUCCUCGGCCUGGAGGAAUAUCUGAACGAGCUGGACCGGGCCGCGGGCGAUGGCGACUGCGGGACCACCCACAGCCGGGCCGCCAAAGCCAUCCAGCAGUGGCUGGAGGAGGGCCCUCCCCCCAGCCGCCCUGACCAGCUGCUCUCGGCUCUGUCCCAGCUCCUGCUGGAGAAGAUGGGAGGUUCAUCGGGGGCGCUCUAUGGCCUGUUCCUGACCGCGGCCGCCCAGCCCCUCAAGACCACACCUGGCCUCCCGGCCUGGACUGCGGCCAUGGACGCCGGGCUGGAAGCCAUGCAGCGGUACGGAAAAGCGGCUCCGGGCGACAGGACCAUGCUGGACUCGCUGUGGGCCGCAGGCCAGGAACUCCGCGCCCUGAAGACCCCGGGGGCCAGCUUGGAGCAGGUGCUGAGCAAAGCAGUCCAGAGCGCCGAGGCUGCCGCGGAAGCCACCAAAGACAUGGAAGCCGGAGCGGGGAGAGCCAGUUACAUCACCUCAGCCAAACUGGUGCAGCCGGACCCCGGGGCCGUGGCGGCUGCUGCCGUGCUCCGGGCCAUCCUGGAGACCCUGCAGGGCCAGAGCCGGUGAUUCCCCCGGAACCUCUGGGUGCGGCUGCAUCUCUGCCCCGACCUAGCCCCAGGGGGCUUCUCCGCCUUUUGGGGAAAGGCCUUUGCACAAUCAUAUGUUAAAUGCAUAAAAUAAUCAGAUUCCAGAGGAAGUCGGUCACCCGGCAACCUAAGGGUCAAAGUAACGCGCCCCCACAUGGCUCUUUCCAACAACAAGAUGAUUCAGGCCCACGAUCUUGUGCUGACCUACACCCAGAGAGGACUGUGGGAACACUGAGGGUGGACCACAACCUACUGUUUUCACUUCCUUUGUUGUUUGCUUUUUGUUUUCUUUCUUGUUUUUCUUCUUUUUGAUCCACUUUUUCUUAUGCAGCAAGAUUUUUAAUUUUUAAAAUACACCUGUUUUUACCAUGUUUAACAUAUAUUGGAUUGCCAUGUAGGGGAGGGGGUGGGGAGAAGGGGGAGAGAAAAUGGAAUGCAAGGUUUUGCAAAGGUCAGUGUUGAAAAAUUAUCCUUGCUUACGUCUUGAAAAUAAAAUUUCAAUUAAAAAAUAAAGUGUAAAAAAAUAGAA